AUGUAAAACGGAGUAAACGGAGAUAACAAAAAACUACCCAGAUCCGAACUCACUCCCUUGAAAACUCUUCUACUACAGCACUUGUCAAGCAGCAAGCAUGCCUCUCGCCGUUGACCUUCUGAACCCUUCCGCUGAGUCCGAAAAGAGGAAGCACAAGCUAAAGCGUCUCAUUCCUAACCCAAACUCAUACUUCAUGGACGUCAAAUGCCCUGGGUGCUUCGCCAUAACAACUGUCUUCUCGCAUGCUGACUCUGUUGUCGUGUGCGCUGCUUGCCAGCAGGUCCUUUGCCAGCCAACUGGCGGGAAGGCCCUCCUCACUGAUGGGUGCUCCUUCCGUAAGAAGGCAUAAGUGACUCGUCCUCAUCCUCGCACUUGCAAAGCCCGAUAAUUUUCUCUAUUCAUUACAUUUUCUCGUACCCUUCGCAGUGACUUGUACAAAUGGAUGCA
Cantharellus anzutake is the source of this 447-nucleotide messenger RNA. Its product is annotated as 40S ribosomal protein S27. The transcript is spliced from 4 exons. The coding region runs from base 98 to 349 and encodes 83 amino acids. Gene Ontology annotation, cellular component: cytosolic small ribosomal subunit; ribosome. Gene Ontology annotation, biological process: translation; ribosomal small subunit assembly. Lineage: Eukaryota; Fungi; Basidiomycota; Agaricomycetes; Cantharellales; Hydnaceae. Gene Ontology annotation, molecular function: RNA binding; structural constituent of ribosome. The record is from RefSeq and is a predicted model, not a curated record.